AGACAGACACGUCUACCCAGAGAGCGGCGGGCAUGAGGGGCACGGGCUGUAUGCCCGGCCGUGUAGCGGUGCCCCCAGCAGCUGCAGCCCCCUCCAGUCCCCCGGCUGUCUCCUCCUCUUCCUCCCUCCACUUUCUCUCAUUCAUCGCUCUGCCUCCGCCUCCUCCCUCUCUAUUCAGUCCUGUCCUCCUCCUCUUCGCGAUCAUCCGGCUCAGUGAUCAGGCUGCCAGAUGUUCAUUGGCAGAAACAAAGAAACCAUGAAGACCAAGUAGAAGAAAUUAAAGAAUGCUUCUCCGAAACCGCUUUAUCUUACUGCUGGCCCUGGCUGCCCUUCUGGCCUUUCUAAGUCUCAGCCUUCAGUUCUUCUCCAGAUGGCUACCUGUCAGUAUGCAGCUUAAGAUGCAAGCUCAUGUUCUCCCAGGUUUACCAAUUCGACUCAUACCUGCUGUUCCAGAGCUUGAAGAACCACUUACUGUCAAGAAUCGUAAAAGAAUCAUGCCUGACCUGCUGACCGAGCCUUCUGCACCUGACCCACUGUAUGAGGCCAAUCAGUACUGUAAUACUCCUGGAGUAGCAGAGCGCAGUAUGGAAGGCCACGCGCCUCAUAAUUUUAAACUGGUGUCCGUCCAAGUGAUGAUCCGUCAUGGAGAUAGGUAUCCACUGUAUGCUAUUCCUAGAACAAAGAGACCUGAUAUCGACUGUGUCCUGGAGCCAGACAGGAAACCAUCACAUCCAAACUUGGCAGAUUUUAUUAGUCACAUGACAAAAGGAUCAGAAGCCCAGAUGGAUGGUACUUUAAGCAGCCUGCCACGGUUUCCUAGCCAUUCACUGUGUGAGAUGGGAGAAUUAACCCAAACAGGUGUUGUGCAACAUUUGAAUAAUGGAAAAAUCCUAAGGGAAACUUACUUGAAGAAACACAAACUUCUAUCAAAUGACUGGACCGCAAAGCAGCUUUACAUUGAAUCCACUGGAAAAAGCAGGACACUGCAAAGCGGGCUGGCCUUACUCUACAGCUUCCUACCGGGCUUUGACUGGAAGAAGAUAAAUAUAAGACACCAGUGGAGCAGCAUAUUCUGCUCCAGUCACUGUGACUGUCCUAUGAGGAACCACUACCUUGAAGAAGAGCAGCGUCGUCAGUAUGGCUAUAGGAUUAAAAACACCCAGCUAGAAAAGACCUAUAUUAAUAUGGCCAAAGUGGUUGGGGUUCCCACUCGGCUAUUAAGAGCAUCCAAUCCUAUUGACUCAUUGCUAUGCCAUUUUUGCCACAAUGUCACUUUUCCAUGCACCAAGACUGGCUGUAUAGAAGUUGAGCACUUUAAAGUCAUAAAAGCACACCAGAUUGAGGAUGAGCGGGAGAGACAUGAAAAGCAGCUCUAUUAUAAGUAUGCACUUUUGGCAACUUACCCCUUGUUAAACCAGACUGUCAAUCGAAUGCAACGGAUAUCAGAAGGCAAAAAUACCGAAGUGUUUGCCUUAUACUCUGCCCAUGAUGUGACUCUUUCACCCGUCCUCAGCGCCCUCGGUCUCACAGAGGCUAAAUUUCCUCGAUUUGCUGCCCGCUUAGUAUUUGAACUGUAUCAGAACACAGACAAGCAGAAGGAACACUAUGUCCGAAUUCUAUACAAUGGGGAGGAUAUGACUUUUCAAACCUCUUUUUGUAGAGAACACGUGAGGCACUCAAACCGACCUCUAUGUCCACUAUCAAAAUUUGUCAACUUUGUGAAGAAAGAAAUGUUCUUGGCCCUAAACAGUACCAGUUACUAUGAUGCGUGUCAUCAGAGGUUGUUUUAGAGUGGAAUUUAUGACAUGAAGCCAAUUAAUUCAUUGUCACAUCAACAACAGGAGGCAUUCAUCUUGGUUCAGUAACUGUGCAAAUAAAAGUCAAUGUUAAGGUCCUUUGCGGUUGAUGUUGACAGCACAGACCGCAUCUAAGCUGCCAGCCAAGUAGUAUGUCUGCCAUGCAGAUUUGUACCACAGUCCAGCUAGCUCAUGUGAUUGAUGAAAAGGUGCCAGCCUUCUAUGUAAGGCAUAAGGCAGAGAUUGUAUUGCGUUACGUUAACUGCAGUUUCUUGUUAAUGCCUGACUCUGUCCAAGACCUGAAAUUCUAGAUGUAACAUCAGUUUAUCCAAAAUCCCUAGAAUUUUUCAUAUCACCCUCUCUGAAAGUCAGGAGUUGAGGGCAUGGCCAGUUGUUUACAGGGUCUUUGCCCUUUGCUGCACUUGCCUAUAACACAGAAGGAAAAAAUGCAAUUAGUAGUGAAUUUCUUAAUCUGGCAACAUAAUGGUGGUUCCUUUUGGGCACACCCACACCUCCUAUGUUUUAAGGUGGGGCAGGAGCAUCCAUCGCAAAUGUCCAGUGUAAAUAACAGACCUAUAACAAUAAAUAUCUCAUCUUCUUAGACCCACGUGAGUGUAAAUGGAGAGGGGAGUAAUAUUGCGCCUCUAACUGCAGUUACACCUCUCUUUUUAGGUGUUGAACUGGUGUUAGCCACUUUCACAUCAUUAUUUGUAUGCCAAAACUAGGAGUGGGUCCAAAUCACUGAAGAGGUACAAAACUUACUAUGUUCUAGUUUCUUGUAAAAUACUGACCAAAUUACAGGCAAGUGAAAGUAGCCUUAGACAAAGAAUGUAUUUGUCACCCAUUUGCCUCGUUUAUGUUCUGUGUAAGAGGUAAAGCAAUGUCUGACAGAAAUAAACCAGAAUCUGGCAGCCAUGCCACUUACUAAAUUGUUCCUUUCCAAUUGUCCCUCAGCAGUACACAAAGGGUUAAUCUAUCCAUCUUUGCUACUGGACAGAAGAUUUAGACCAAUAAUGACAAGUAAUUAAUCAAGUAUACCUCCUACUACCUAAAUGCAUGUAUAAAAAAUCCUAGAAACAGAGCAAUACAUAAUUUUUUUUUCUUUUGUCUUAUGGACACUGUUUGGACCUAUUGCUAUAUAUGUACCUGUUAUACUGAGAGGGUCUCAGCUUGGCUGGUCCCCCCCAUACUUGAGACCAGGGGUUCUUAGUCUCUUAGGGGUCUUUAUGUCUCUGGCUGCAGGGAUGUAGGUUUCCAGAGCAGAUGUGCACGAUCACUUCCCAGAGAGUGUCUGUGGAAGCGUUUGGGCCAGCAGCUUUGGUAAGUAUAGUGUAAGGGAAUCCGGCUGUACCCUGAGGAUAUCGGACAGUUGUAGCAAUUCAUCUUACCGUGGCUGCUGUCUACUGUCCUGCUUGACUUCGUGCUCCAUCCAGCUGCGCGAUACUCUUCUCCAGCAGGACUGCAAGCUUCCAGGUUGGGACGUCACUUCCGGUGCCCAGGCUACACAGGUUACUGACGUACUUUCUAAGCCUGGGAAGUUCAAAUGUGGAGUCAGUUUUUCCCACUUUAUAUUAGUAAGGAGUUUUGGGGCUUGUAGUUCCAGCCUCUUCCUGGUGCGCUAUCUCCGGUGUGACUAGCUAUGUACAGGAGCUGAUGCUCUCUUUACAUUACAGUUACAGUAUGGCUAUAGCACUCUCCAUAUCUGACUUAGCUAUAUGAAGGCAUAUCCAGGAGGGUAUGCCUCGGAAAGGAUAUUAUACGUAGUAUUCCUGAUUUUAAGUUGGCAGCAGAUUAGUAGGCGGACUUUCCAGUGAACAUUCAGCACCUGAAUUCUAAGAUUUUAGCGAUGUCUACCGCUGCCAAAAAGGCCUUAUGGCUGAAGGAAUGGUCGAGAGACAUUACUUCCAAAAAUAAUUUGUUCUUUGCUGCUCUUCUGCCUUUUGGCCCUCAAUCAAAUCAAAUCUAGAUUGUCUGAGUAAGGAAAAAAAAAGGAUUUUCCCUUUGUCAGUCUUCAUAAAGACCCAAGUUUCAUGCAGGUAGGAGGAUGCAAGCCAAAGGGAUUUUGACGCCAGCCUUCCCCUCCCUUAAAUCGGGGACAGACUAAUCCAGUUUUGCCUCAGUCUAGUCCCAAAAAUCUACAGACUCCUGUGACUGUAAGAGGCUACACUUUGGAUCUCAGAGAAUUACCUCCAACCAGGUUCUUCCUCAACAGAGGCGGAUCCCACGUUCUUUCUUGGUUUACAAAUUCAUUCAAAAAGCCGCUCUCAAACCGGUCCCUUUCUCUCAGAGAGGUUCUGGAGUGUACUCCAGAGUAUCUGCAGUCCCCAAGAAGGAGGAAACUUGAAGGGUUAGUAAUAGACUUGACAUUUCUAAACUCCUACAUUCUAAAAUAGUGGUUCAAGACUGAGUCAAUCUGCUCAGUCCUGCAGUCCUGGAAGAAGGGAGACUAUAUGGCCACCGUCUACCUUAAAGGGCUACUUUGGUGGAAAGCUUUUUAUUUUAUUUUAUUUUUUUAUCAAUUGGUGCCACAAAGUUUAACAGAUUUGUAAAUGGAUUCUAUAAAAAAAAAAAUCUUAAUCCUUCCAGUACUUAUUGGCAGCUGCAUACUACAGAGGAAAUUAUUUUCUUUUUGGAUUUCUUUUGUCCCGACCACAGUGCUCUCUGCUGACACCUCUGUCCAUUUUAGGAACUGUCCAGAGCAGCAUAUGUAUGCUAUGGGGAUUUUUUCCUGCUCUGGGAAGUUCCUGACAUGGACAGAGGUGUCAGCAGAGAGCACUGCGGUCGUGACAGAAAAUAAAUUCAAAAAGAAAAGGAGCUUAUAAGUACUGGAAGGAUUAAGAUUUUUUUAAUAGAAGUAAUUUACAAAUGUGUUUAACUUUCUGGCAUCAGUUGAUUUAAAAAAAAUAAAAGUUUUCCACCAGAGUACCCCUUUAAGGACGCCUAUGUGCACCUCCACACCUGGCCAUUCAGACUACAUAGCACACUACCAAUUCACAUGCCUUCCCUUUGGGCUGUCCUCAGCCCUCCUAUCUUUACAGAGGUAACGGUAGUGUUGGUGAAUCAUCUGAGACUUCAGGGAUAUGUCUCAUUCCCUACCUGCGUAACUGGCUUAUCCUAGCACAUUCCAGGGACUCCAAAACAAAAACACAGGGACUAACUACUCAGGAAUCUACACCUCACAAUAACAGUCCUGGAGAACCAUGUAUUUCUCCUCAAUUUCCAGUCUUGCCUCACCUCCAUGACCAUUUGUCGGCGGUUUCUAUAAUUUCUGAUAAACUCGAGAUCCAUGAGGCUAUUCCUGCCAAAAGACUGCGUGCUCAAGCUGACAUCGGAGUUUGUCCAGUUGACCAGUUGUGCAGAGGUAACUGUUUGGGCAGAGAUGAGCAUUUUGGGCUUACUGAGAUCAUCUCUGGAGGCAGUUACCUGGGGAAGAGCGCACGUGAGACCUCUCCAGCUCGAUAUUCUUUCCCAGUGGAGCAGCAUACAUUGGGAUCUGGAUAAGAGUAUAUUGUUAUCCUCAGUGGCGAAGGAAUAUCUAACCUGGUGGUUGUGUCCGGAAAAGGUUGAAUCUGGUAGAUCUGUCAAUCACCCCACAGGUUGUCAUCACCACACAAGGGGUUGCAGAGCACACCUGGAUAGCAGGUGGGUCCAGGGGCAAUGGUCAGAGUCAGAAGCCUUGAAGACAUUCAAUUGGAGGGAACUAAGAGCUGUACAUCUAGCCCUGUAUCAUUUUUGUCUUUUGCUACAAGCUUAUUGGGCUCUGGUCCAAUCAGACAAGCUCCUAUCUGUAUAUUACCUCAACAAACAAGGGGGUGGAUGAAGGAGGCAUGCAGCUUAUUGAUGACCUGGGCGGAACUACACCUGGAUGAUAUUUUAAGCGGUACAUAUCGAAGGGUCGCUAAAUACCCAGGCAGACCGGCUCAGCAGGACAACAAUGCAUCAAGCAGAAUGAAGCCUCCAUCACAAGGUUUUUCGCCAGUUGUAGUUGAGGUUCGGCAAUCCUGAGAUGGAUGUCAUUGCAAACAGGACCAACCGCAAACUUCCCAGGUUCUGCUGUCUAUGGGAAAGACCAACCAGAUCACCUGGACAGUUUGUCAAUUUCCCUCUUAUUCCGAGGAUCCUGGUCAAGCUUAAGGAGGAGAAAGCCGAGGUUUUAGUGAUUCCAGCACGCAUUAAGUCUUUCGAGAGGUUGCUUUUGGGAAUUUCCGCUAUGUCCAGAUCUUCUGCAGAAAACACUUUGCCUUCCAGAGAGGCUGAGGUUGACUGGCUUCUGAGAGGUUAACGUUUAGGUCGCAGGGCAUGUCAUAUGGUCUUAUUGAUCUACUAUUAGCUUCUCGGAAACCUACUGUGAAAGUCAUUGCACUCAUAACAAAGAAAUUAAUUUCCUGUUGCAAUGAACAUCAAGUGAAGUCUGUAUCUCUUCUGCAUGUGUUAGAGUUUCUGCAUCAAGACUUUGAUCUGGUGUCUGAAGCCCAAUACUCACAAGAAUAGUUUUUAGACAUCAAUGGUCAUUUUCAAGGGAAGUUCUCCAAUUUACUGCUGGUUAACAAAUUUUUUAAAGCUGUGCCUAAUCUGCGCAUACAUAAAAUCUGGUUCCUCCUUGGGAUCUUCUGACAGUCCUGGAUGCCCUCACAGGCCCUUCCUUUAAGCCUCUGGACCAAGCUAAUAUGAAAUAAUUGUCUUGGAACGUGUUGUUUCUUGUGGCAGUAACGUCAGCAAAAAGAGUGGCUGAAAUUCAAGCGCUUUCAAGUCGUCCUCCAUUUCGAAGGGUUCAAUAGGACUGUUAAGUUUUACAUUUGAAUCCUGCUUUCAACUCUAAAGUCAUGUCUUCUUCUAACAUCAAUCAAGUGUUUCUUCUGGAUAUUUGUACUAACCCUCAGGAUGAAAUUCAAACCAGACUUUAUACUUUGGACGUCAAGCAGGCAGUGUUACUCUACCUCAAUAGAACUGAGGAAUUUAGAUAACCUGAAUUCCUCUUCAUUCAAUGCUUCGGUCUCAAUAAAGGGAGACCUGUCUCUCUAAAGCAACGCUUGCUCGAUGGAUUAGGGCACUAUUAGUUGUUGCUAUUCCAUUGUAGGCCAAAAAACUCAGCUGGGAAUCCAAGCUCACCAAACCAGAGCUAUGUCCACUUAAAGGGGUACUUUGGUGGAAAACUUUUUUUUUUUUUUAUAUCAACUGGUGCCAGAAAGUUAAACAGAUUUGUAAAUUACCACUAUUAAAAAAUCUUAAAGGGGUAUUCCGGGAUUUUUUUUUUUAUUUGACUAUGCUACAAGGGCUGUAAAGUUAGUGUAGUUCAUAAUAUAGUGUCUGUACCUGUGUGUGACGAUUUUCUCACAAUUCUUCUGUGAUUUUCACCCCACUAUUUAUUUUAUCAGUAUACAAAAUGACUGUUGUCUCAGAUUUUUCCCAGCUUGCAAUGCGGCGGAGACCUGAUGGAAGGGAGCCUGUCUGCAUCAAUGGGUGGAGGGAUCAAUCUGCAACUAAUGCAACAGCUGAAGGCACCCUGAUUGAAAACCACAGGUCUGCAGCUCAUUUAUGUUUCAAUGGGUGGGGUGGCUGAUGUGUGGGAAGGAGGAAAAUAGAAUUGUGGGAUUUGUAGUCAAAAAAAGAAAAAUCAAACAGGAAAUACCAGUUGACAAAAAGCUAGCCACAGUGUUAUAGUAAUCUCACAACAUAGCCAUUUAGACCCAAGACAAGUGCAGAUCCUUCCUAAGCAUGUCCAUUACUGUCUGCCAGGUACGUACUAAAAUCACCUUAUGGUGGAUAACCCCUUUAAUCCUUAAGUUAAACACAUUUGUAAAUUAAAAAAUAUUAAUCCUUCCAGUACUUAUUAGCUGCUGAAUACCAAACUAGAAUUGGUCAUUCCAAACUAGAAUUGGUGGCGCAAAAAAUAAGCCCUCAUAUGGAUUUUUAGGUGCAAAAUUGAAAGGGUUAUGAUUUUUAAAAGGUAAGGAGGAAAAAACGAAAGUGUAAAAACAGAAAAAUGCUUGGUCCUUAAGGGGUUAAUCCUUCCAGUACUUAUUAGCUGCUGAAUACUACAGAGGAAAUUCUUUUCUUUUUGGAACACAGAGCUCUCUGCUGACAUCAUGACCACAGUGCUCUCUGCUUGCACCUCUGUCCAUUUUAAGUACUGUCCGGAAUAGGAGAAAAUCCCCAUAGAAAUCAUAUGCUGCUCUGGACAGUUCCUAAAAUGGACAGA
Molecule: messenger RNA, 7995 nt
Organism: Hyla sarda
Lineage: Eukaryota; Metazoa; Chordata; Amphibia; Anura; Hylidae
Gene: PXYLP1
Product: 2-phosphoxylose phosphatase 1
Exons: 7
Coding region: 285-1790 (501 amino acids)
Biological process (GO): glycosaminoglycan biosynthetic process; dephosphorylation; chondroitin sulfate proteoglycan biosynthetic process
Cellular component (GO): Golgi apparatus
Molecular function (GO): phosphatase activity
Source: RefSeq, a predicted model, not a curated record